Messenger RNA from Ictalurus furcatus (blue catfish), 1742 nucleotides. Its product is annotated as protein rapunzel-like. The record is from RefSeq and is a predicted model, not a curated record. Bases 5 to 1189 code for a protein of 394 amino acids. NCBI's taxonomy places the organism in Eukaryota, Metazoa, Chordata, Actinopteri, Siluriformes, Ictaluridae. The transcript has a single exon.
AGCCAUGCCUAACCCACUGGAGAAAGUGGUUGCACAGAAGAAGGAGGCCAUCGAGGCUGUAAUGGAGCUGUUCGAGAGAGGAGCUGAGGUCUUGGCUAGCACGGUCGGGGAGAUAUUUCCCCUGUGUGAAGCUGCUGCUCCGGUCCUGAAGCUAGCUUUGGACAACGUUGAAAGUAAGGAGGUGUUCUAUGUCAAGGAGCAGUUCCUAGUCGUGAGGAAUAGGCUUGACGUGAUCUCGUCCCAGCUCGAAGACAUCAACCGUGAGAUACAGAAGGGACGUGUCGAUUCUCAAUACUUUUCCAUCGAGGAGAACCUACGCAACCAGUUCCGCAAAUAUCUCGACAUCUUGGAAGCCAAGCCCCAGUUUCGGGAGGUCAAAAUGCGUUUGUUCUUGGAUCAUUUUAGCAAGACGGGAGGUGAGAGGAACCUCUUUGUGCUGUACGAUGCCUUGAUGGGCACGAACACUUUCGGGGAGUCCAUCCUGGAGGUGGUGGAAAAAUAUGAGGCUAGGAACAGAAGGGUCCUAGAAGAUUUCUGUGUCCGGAUGAAGGAACUCUUCUGCCUGGGGUUGAUUGCCUUGCUAGGUCAUUGUGCCCUCACUCAAGGGGAAGAUAUUGAGCAGGAGAAGAUCUCUGAAUGGAGCGAGAGAAUCCAUGAGGUCGAGACCAAGAUGAAGGCAGUCAUUGAAGAAUGUGUGAAGUCAUUUGCAGAGCAGGCAUGUCUGGACAUCCAGAGACUGGUCCAAGAGAAAGAGGGAGGGAGUCUCCAAGACACAGCCCAGGAGCUGCUCAGUUUCCUGGCGAGGAAGUACGAUUGGGUCAAGUGGUCUGUCCGCAUUAUUAACCACUCAGGAAGCAGCUACCGCAACUGGCGUGCUGGAGACAACUUCCAGUAUGUUAUAGGACAGAACUGGUUUGACGUGUUGCAGGUAAACGACACCAACGUAGUCGUGUCCUACUGCAGCAAUCCACAGCCUCUUCCCAAGGACAACCUCCAGCAACUGAUGGACGGUCCUGCUAAGAAAGGAGAUGCCAAAGCUGUGGUGGAGAAUCUGGAGAAGCAGCUGUCUGGUUUUAUGGUCCAUGCUGUCAGCCGUCAUAAACAGAGCUUCGCAGCUUGGAACUUCCCAGAAGACUGCCAUUAUUGGGAGAGACAUAAGAAUGUAGCCCUCUGUGUGCAUUCAGAUUAGCAACAAGGUCAAAAGAUCAAAUGAGAUGGCUUAUUGGUUUGUAUUCCUUUUAAAUUGGAUACUUUUAAUCAUGUUUGUGAAAAACAAAGCAUUUAGCCAACAGAUAUUUAGCCUACCCUCUUUAUUUAACUUAUGUUCAUAAUGCUAAUCACUGUCUUGUCAGACCUUACUACCAAUACCAGGCCUUACUACUAAUACCAAAGUCAUAACCUACAUGUUUGUAAUUAACCACAGCAUGCACUUUGGCAUUAGUUUAGCCCCUUAUAAAUGCAAGAAGAAAUCUGUUUGUCUGCUAGCCUAAAUCUGUACUGAAAUGGCAUGCUAAUGCUACAUCUGAGAAUUGAGAGCACCGUGUAGCACAUUAACUUAAGGAACAGAAUUCAUGGUACUAGUAAAUCAUGAUAUAGUCACAAUUAAUCGCAUAUCUUGCCUUGUGCCACUACACAGGCCACCUAGUCUUAGCAACACUCUCUUUUUUGCACACUUUUCUGGCCACAAGCUUCAGCAUCUUGAAAUCAGCUCUCUGUACUCACAUAUAUAUUAAAGCUCUGGA